Messenger RNA from Thrips palmi, 7990 nucleotides. RefSeq names its product serine/threonine-protein kinase Warts (gene wts). The transcript has 8 exons. The record is from RefSeq and is a predicted model, not a curated record. Gene Ontology annotation, molecular function: ATP binding; protein serine/threonine kinase activity. Lineage: Eukaryota; Metazoa; Arthropoda; Insecta; Thysanoptera; Thripidae. Bases 787 to 4437 code for a protein of 1216 amino acids. Gene Ontology annotation, biological process: positive regulation of apoptotic process; hippo signaling; peptidyl-serine phosphorylation.
GAGCAAAUAGAAUAAAUACGUUCGCCUUCUUUAAAUGUGAAGCAUUGAAAUAAAAUGGCAUGGGACUGGGACUCCGAGAAAUGCCACCGUUUCUAGGAAUGGAUGUUAAAACAGCUCCUCACUUGACCACGUAGUCCCGCGCAUCGGAAUGUGGCACUUCAAGAUGGCGGGCAGUAGCUUGUCUUAAUCGUCGCAACUUUUCUUUGUUUUCCGAGUCGUCUGAGUAGGUUUCGCUCUCCGACUUACGAGUGACGAUGUGUAGUUUAGUGUUCGGCUCCGUUGCGUUGUCGUGUUCGUACGCAGUUCGUGUGACUUCGGAACAUUUUACGGAUUAAGUGAACUUGGAACUGAGUAGCCUUCGACAGUUCCGAAAGCAGAGAUGGUCGGACGGAUUCGUGUUGUUUAUGAAAGUGAUCGUCUGCCGACCGUCUGCUUUCAGUCUCAGGGAUUGUUGAUCAACAAAAGUGAUUCUCGUGCUCUCUCAUCAUUUGUCUAGUGUUACACACGAUUAACUGCUGUCCUGAGAACUCUGUUGUCAUCGCGAACCCAUCUCUUCAAAGGAACAGUGACAUGGGAAUGGAUUACAGUGCCAACAUAUCAUGAAGCAAACAAGCAGUGUACAGUGAAUUUUUACAAUAUAUUAAAGUCAGUGAAAUGUAGGCCUACAGAAUGAUGCUGCAAUGUCUAGGCAGACGAGGCAGGUACCGCAUUAAACGGUACCUUUGUAAAUGUGGAAGUGCAGUGAGUGUGUUAAGUGACCAACAGUGUCAAAAGUGAAAACUGUGCAUGUGGACAGAAGAGCGGGGCCCACCACCACUGGGCCCCUGUCUGGUCCCUGCGCUCCCGCGCCCUGUCGGGUCUAGCAUGGGCCAGCAAUCGUUUGCCACUAUGAACGCUGCAACUUCAGGGAAGUUAUCGACCCGUACAACGGGCUAUCACCAGAAAGCCUUGGCAGAAAUUCGAAAUUCUCUCCUGCCAUUUGCCAACAGUGGUGGUGAUAGCAAUGUUGGCUCUAGUGCUGCAAGUACAAUAUCAACCCUCUCAACAACAAGUGGUGUUAGUUCAGCCUCUGGACUAAGUGGAUUCAGUGCAGCUUCUGGCGGAAAUGGAUUAGACAAGGAUUUACCAAACCAGCUCCACAACAUGGGAUACACCGAGCUGAAGCAGGCGACGCUGGAGGCCGUCAACGGGGUGGGCCUGAACGGGCUCAACGGGCUCAAUGGGAUGAACGGCUUGAACGGCAAGGGCCUGAACGGGCUCAAGCUGAUGCGCAAGCCGAGCCUGGAGCGCGCGGGGGAGGCGGACAGCGGCGCGGGCAGCUCGCGGUCGGACAGCCCCCGCCUCAUGGACCUGCAGUGCCCCAUGCCCAUGCCCAUGACGAGGCAGUACAGCCCGCCGCCGCCGCCGCCGCCCCGCAGCGGAUCCACGCCGCCCCCGCCGCCGCCGCCCCACCACGCGGCCUACCCCAGCAACGUGCAGCAGCUUCUGAAGCGCAUGUCGCCCGCCCCCGUGGUGCCGACGCGGUCCCCGGCCGCACCGCCGCCCCAGGUGGACCGCGCCCUCCCCGCGCUGCCCGCGCUGCCGCCGCCGCCCCAACGGGGCACGAGUCCCAGCGGAGGGCGCCAACCCAUGAUCCUGCAGAACGGGCCUCAGGUGCAGCAGCAGUUGUCGCAGCAGAUGCAGGCCCUGUACCAGACGGGUGUGGCCGGCGAGCCGCCGCCGCCAUACCCCUUGGUGCCGUCGUCGCCGGGCCCCUGCGGCUUGGUGUCGGCGCCGCCGAGCUACUCGGUGUCCAUCCAGAGCCGCCAGAGCCCGACGCAGGACUACAGGAAGAGCCCCUCGUCCGGCAUCUACUCGGGGCCCACGUCGGCCGGCUCGCCCAGCCCCGUGACGGUGUCGAGCGCGUGCGGGGGCGCGGUGACGCCGCCGACGGGGCCCUCGGUGACGCGGCCCACGCCGAUGCUGGCGUGGGGUGCGCGCCAGGCCAAGACGCAGCCCCCGAUCAUCAUGCAGUCCGUCAAGAGUACGCAGGUGCAGAAGCCCAUCCUGCAGACGGCCACCGCCCCCGCCCAGCCCGCCACCGCCACGACGCCCACCUCCGCCCCCGCGGCGGUGGGCGUGGCCGUGGGCGUGGCCGUGGGCGUGGCCGCGCAGCAGGCGUCCAGCCCCUCGCCGUGCACCGGCGUGCAGCCACCUCCGCCGUCGUACGCCUCGUCGAUCCAGCAGAAGCAGCACUGCAGCAAGCCGCCCGCCCCGCCUCCAGUGCCCCUCACCCCUUCCGGCGCGCCCUCACCGGCGCCUGCUCCAUCUCCUGCCCCCAGUGCAUCGCCAGUGACUGUGCCCACCACGGAGCCGCCCAGCUACGCGUCCACCAUGCAGGUGCUGGCGGUGCAGCGCGGCGUAGCCUCGCGGCCGCUGCCCCCUCACUGCCCGCCGCCGUACGGUCCUGACGACCCUUGCGGCCACGGCAGCCCGCACGCCAACUCCCAUGGAAAUCCUCAUAACAAUCCGCAUAGCAAUACCCAUAACAAUCCCCACAGCAACCCGCACAGCAGCCACCAUAACAACUCGCACAGCAGCCACCACGCCAGCCCACACAGCAGCCCCCACGGCAUGCUGCACGGCAACCCCCACGCCAAUGCGCACCCCAGUCCCCACGGCAACCCCCACGGCAUGCCGCACGCCAGCCACCACGGGGCGCAGGCGGUGCAGUCGCGAACCUCGCCAGCCAGUGCCAUCCUGCAGCGCAAGUACUCCUCCCCGCACCCGCUGCCUGUCGGCCAGGACCGCCAGGACGGCCUCGGGGACACCACGGACGGGCCGCGGCUGCUCAACGGUGACCACGGCCCCACCCCGCCCCUGCCACCCACCGCCUCCUCGUCCGUGACCAACAAGUGCGGCAUGCAGAAUGGCGACAGGAGGCCGGCGCCCAGUCCAGGCCCGCACCACAUAGUCAAGCACCAGUCACCCAUCCCAGAACGGAAACAGUUUAGUAAAGAGAAGGAGGAAGAGCGAAGGGACAGCAGGGUUCGCAACUACUCCCCUCAGGCUUUCAAAUUUUACAUGGAGCAGCACAUUGAGAAUCUGUUCAAGUCCAGUCAGGCCAGGCUGUUCAGAAUCAGACAACUGGAGAAUGAGAUGAAAAAGGCUGAUCUUAGUUGGGAUGCUCAGUUCCACAUGCGGAAGAUGCUUUCCAAGAGGGAAUCCAACUACAUUCGCAUGAGACGAGCGAAGAUGGACAAAUCCAUGUUCACAAAAAUAAAGACUAUCGGUGUGGGUGCAUUUGGGGAGGUGACACUUGUGAAGAAAGUGGAUUCAAAGCACCUAUAUGCGAUGAAAACUUUGCGUAAAGCAGAUGUUCUCAAACGUAAUCAGGUUGCUCAUGUGAAAGCAGAGCGUGAUAUUUUAGCCGAGGCUGAUAAUGAGUGGGUAGUGAAACUAUAUUACUCAUUUCAGGACAAGGAUAACUUGUAUUUUGUUAUGGAUUAUGUUGCUGGAGGGGAUUUAAUGUCACUUCUCUGCAAAUAUGGAGUUUUUAAGGAAUCUCUUGCUCGGUUUUACAUAGCAGAGCUCACUUGUGCUGUAGAAAGUGUUCAUAAGAUGGACUUUAUCCAUAGAGAUAUCAAACCAGACAAUAUUUUAAUUGAUUCAAAUGGCCAUCUGAAACUUACGGAUUUUGGCCUAUGUACAGGAUUUAGGUGGACGCACAAUUCCAAAUAUUAUCAAAUAAAUGGAGAUCAUGCCAGGCAAGACUCCAUGGAUAUACCUGAUGAUUGGAGCUUAGGUAAAGAAUGUAGGUGCAAUCCUAUGAAGCCCUUGGAACGACGAAGGAGACGUGAGCAUCAGCGCUGCUUAGCACAUUCUCUUGUUGGAACACCUAACUACAUUGCACCUGAGGUCCUUCAGAGAACAGGGUACACUCAACUCUGUGAUUGGUGGAGUGUAGGUGUUAUUCUCUAUGAGAUGCUAGUCGGUUCACCUCCUUUCCUUGCCAACACUCCUGGUGAAACACAAUAUAAGGUUAUUAACUGGGAGACGACACUUCAUAUUCCGAAGGCUGCCAAUCUAUCACCAGAGGCCACAGAUUUGAUCUUGAAGCUGUGUACAAGUUCUGAUCGCCGUAUAGGAAAGAAUGCAAAUGAGAUCAAAGAACAUCCAUUCUUUGCCUCGAUCAACUUUGAUGGAAGCUUACGGAAACAAAAAGCUCCUCAUCAACCCCGUAUUCAGCAUUCUACAGAUACCUCAAACUUCGACCCAGUGGCACCGGAAAGGUUGAGAUCAGAUUCAUCUGAUGACUCUGACGAACAAUUAGAAAAUGAUAAUCAUCCGUUCCAUGGAUUUUUUGAAUUUACUUUCCGGCGGUUUUUUGAUGAAGGGGGCUGGCCACAGAAGCUUACUGUGGACGACAAUGACAAUCAGAGCCCCGUUUAUGUAUGAUGAUCGACUAGUGGGGAUGUAGUGUCCUCCUAGAAGAUAUAAAUUAAGCAAAAAAUUGAUCAAUGUGCCGUGUUUAGUGGAUUGUUAGUUUUUAUUUUGUGACUGUUAGGGGACCUCCUCAAAGCUUAACUCAUGCUUGAUUAUGCCACACUGGAUUUUAGAGAAAUGCAAAAUGUGUCGCAAAGCUUAGAGCAUUUGUUAAGAGUUGUGGAGGCACCCUUUAGGGCUAUGCAAGUAUGUGCUGCUGCCACUGCUCUCACUGCUACUAUUGCAGUGCUGCUGCCUCUUUCUCUGUUGCCCCUGGAUUAUUUGUCUGUGGCAUUUACCAAUUUCAAGGCUGGCAUUCUGUAUUUUCUCCUUGUUAUCAUCAUUUAAUUUAAAGGGCAGUAGUCCAAAAGAUUUGAUUUUAACUGAAUGCCAGCAUUAAAAUUGAUGAGUGCCAAUAUUCUCUUGUUUUAAUGUGCCAUUCGUUUUAGUAUUGUUGAAUGCCUUAUAUGUGUUAAAGCGACUUGUGAUUUACUGUCAUUCUGUUCUCUGUGUUUCUAUGUGAUGAUAACAGUCCUUGUUUCAAAUGAUAAUGUGUUUUCACUAUUCCCUUGGUGUUUUUGGCUUCUUCUUGUAUGAUUCUUCUUAAGGUCUCUUUGUGUAAUCUCACUACACAGCUCCCAUUAACUAGUGUUAAGAUGCAGAAUACUUUUUAUGUGAAGAACUGAUAAAAGCAAUGUGCCAAGUAUGAAAAUUAAUUUUAAUUUACAACUGUGCUUUUAGGAUGCCUCUGAAACAGAAUGGAUGUGUGUUUUAGAAGUCUUAAACUUGAUUUGAUUUUGGAAGUAAUGGCCAUUCUCUGGAAUCCUAACUUCUACACCCUGUCAUCUUUGCAUGUUCCAGUUGUUUUAAGAAUACUUCUUGAGUAGAAUGUUUGUAUACUGGCUUUCCUGUUGCAAUGUAGUUUCACUGAGAAGUUUUAGUCUUUGUCCUACCCAAAGGCUGCUUUUUGUUCUUUGAGUCUCAUUUUUUACAUGACAAAUCGGUCUGAACAAGUUCUGAAAAUGUUGUAGACAUCCAUUUUAGCCAUUCAUCGCAUUGACCUUGAUGCUGAAGGGCUGUGGGGGCCGUGUAGUGUCUUUUCGACAGUGAGGGGUGAAAACGUGAGGUCUGGGGUUUUGAUUUUAAGUAACAAUGCAUUUUGCUCAAAAUUGUUGAGGAAUGCUCAUUAAAUUCUCUUUAAUAGUAGGUAGAUUUUUUUCUACUAAAGCCUUAAAUGUGUGGAAACUUUUGUAAAUCCAAACUUUCGAUCUGUAUUCCUGUCUAAGAUUUAGUGUUUGACUGAUCAAGAAUCUACUGUAACUACAAUUUGCUCACUAUUUUCACACUAUUUGCACUUAGUACAUCUGUAAGUAAACGGUCCUGGAUAUUUAAUUUUAUAGAAAUAGGAAACACAUACUGAUUUUCAAGAUGAACGAACAGAAGGAAAAGUUAAUGUAAUGUUCAUUGUAGGCAGUGGUUCCAGGGGCAAUGAUUUCUUUUAAAAAAUUUGAGAGGAGGCAGAAGGAUACUUCUGUGAUAAAAUUUGAAUUUAAAUUGUAGGUUUAUUCAAUCAUAGCACUUAAAAGUGGGGUUGAUCUUUUAUUUUACUAUUGUAAUGGCAUACCUUUGUUUUCAGAUUUCUAAAUUUUUAUAGAGAAAAACUUGGUUUGAUUUUUCUUUCUUUGAAGUAUUGAUAUGUCUUUCUGAUAUAUGUAUUUGUUCUGGCUCCUAUGGAGUGCAUGUUACACGAAGUGUAAGCAGAAUGAUGUUUUGAGUGUGGUUUUGUUUUCAAACCAUGAGUUCAGUAAUGCAAAUUAUUUUUGGAGAAUUUUUUAACUAGUAAGUUUAUCAAAGUGCCUUCAUUGAAAUUUUCAAUACUUUUAGAAUGUCUUUUUACGUAAAGUUCUCAAAACAAAAUGGGAAGAUAUUAGCUCAAAUUGUGGCUCCCACUGUUAUCCUUUAUACACAUUACAAUAUACUGAGCCUCUACUGCACGAGUUUUUUUGCUGUCAGUAACCUAGACAGCAAAUAAAUAAAUUUGAAGGAUUUGUAGCUGGCUGGAUUUAUGUCAAAAAUUAUACCUUAUUUUGUGUACGGAAAGACAGCACUACUUAAAAAAUUGCUUAACUUGACAUGCUGUCGAUUUAAAAAAGUGGUUUACCAAAUCAUUUAUUACACCUUCAAUUACUUGUUGUCCCCACAUUGAAUAAUUUACUGAAGAUUGCCAAGAAUAAACUAAAAUAAAUUCAAAAGACUGUUAUAUUAGGAAUGUGUUUGGCUGGUUUACAUUCAUUGGUGUGUCAAAUGAAGCUACAGUAUGAUGGUAGUCUACAGAUCUGCCUAGAUCAUUUUAUUAAUUGAAGAUGUAUGAAAUUUAGCAUGUCUUUCCUAGUCUUUGUGGGGGGGAGGGGAGGGAGGGGGGUACUUAUAAUUUGUCCAUGUGGUUUUUGAAGUUAUCUUUAGCCUAGGCUCAUUAAAGUUUGGCGUACAGUACAACUCGCAUAAUUUGGAUUCUGGGAUGCUGAUUUAUAUUUUAUGGACAUCUUGUUGAAAUGCCAACCUCAUUUUGGUUGAGGUAUUGGUUGAAAAAAUGUUUGUGAUAUUGACAUUUUGAGUGUUAAAUCUUAUUUUGUGAUAAUUCCUGUUGUCAUCUGUGUUUUAGCAAUGAGUGCUCUUACAGUAUGUUAUUAUUGUACGACUAAAAUUUCUUUAUUGCCAACCUGACUUAUUCAAACUAAUUACUAUCAGAAACCAUGCUAUAGAAGUCCCUGUGUUCAUAAUUAGUCAAGGUCUCGUGGAAAAUAUGUUGGAUGUGAAUGAUGUUUUGUUUUUCAUGUAUACUUCAUGUUUUGUUACUAAGUUUCUGAUAGUUUCAGAAUUCAUAACAAAAUAUUUUAAGUAAUUGGGGGGGAUGUGUCGAUUGGCUGUGAGAACAUGCAUAAAGUUGAUUUUUUUUAUAUAGUUAUUGAGAGACCCCCAGUUUGCAUUCGUUAUAAAAUAUAUAAGAUGUACCCUUUUCUUAGUCCUGAUAUGAUUUGGGGAAAUUUCCUUCCCUUUUCAAUUUUAUCAGGUUGUGCUAAGUCAGUAGUUAGGAGAAGAUGUGUUCAGUGCGGGUUGGCAAUAAUUAAAUAGUUUAUUCCUUUUUUCAAAAAUGAUCAAGGAAAAAAUUGAACAAGCAUCACAAUUUAGACAUCUCUUUAAAAUUUAUAGUUACUAUGAGUCUCAAAGAAGUUUUUGAACUUCUAGAUUAUGUAAUAACAUUGUAUUGUAAAAUUACCCCACAGCAACAUGGCUAGAUAUUAUGUAAAUUGCCUUGGCUUGCAGCUAACCAAUUUUAUCAAUGUAUAAACGCUAGCCAAAGUGAUAAUUGUAUUAUAUAGGAGAUCUGGUUAUAACUUGUAUAUUUUGUAUAAUGUUCCAGCUUUUGUAUCAUACUAAAAUCUGUACUAACAUUAUGUGUAGAGUAAUUAUGUGGAUGUGUACAUAUUUUUGAAAAUGUGUUUAAAUAGAAAACUUGUGUGAAAGU